This is a messenger RNA of Zootoca vivipara (common lizard), 1521 nucleotides long. The record is from RefSeq and is a predicted model, not a curated record. Lineage: Eukaryota; Metazoa; Chordata; Lepidosauria; Squamata; Lacertidae.
AUGGCCCGGGCUAUGUCUCCCCCCACAAACCUCUUCCAUGAAGAAGAGGACAUGGGUGCCACCGAGCGCACACGGGCCCUGCACUCCACGCGGAGGCUGAGCAUGCACCCCAACAUCCUUGACCUCCUGACAUUGUAUUUCAGCUCUGAUGAGUUGGAGCCGGACUACCGGCACACGAUUUCAGAUAACCUGAAAAUAGGUUUUGGGGUCUCAGAUCAUGCUACUCAAACAGAUACAAGUGAAAUAGGAGAUAUAAAGGUCUUUAUAGAAACAACAAGAACUUUAUUACAGUUCACAGACACACUCUACAAUGAUUUUGCUAUGUACCGAAAGAUCCUUAAAGCGCAGUAUGAGGAAAAAAUACAGGAAGAGGCAACCAAGCUCUGGCAAGCCAUAAAUGACAGGCUAAAAUACAUUGAUGACUUUUACAAGCAGAAAGAGGUGAAACUGCGAUAUAGCUACCAGCAACAACUAUGUGAUGCACUUGCAAUUCUCCAAACAAACUAUAACAAAUAUUUCUUACUUGACCCAUCUGAAGAAGGUGGAGAAACCUUACUUUCAAAAAUACAGAGACUGAGGGGCAAGCUUGAGGAGCAGGCUGCUACAAUUGAAAAUUUGGAGGCAGAGGUAACGAGGCUUAAACAAAUAUCCCCUGAAAAGAUCGUACAUGAUUUAAUGAUUGAAAAAGAUUUGCUUCAGCAAGCAAACUUGGAGUUGAAAGGAGAAAAUGCUCACCUGCUUGACAAGCUUAAACGCCUUCAAGAUGUUAUAAAACUCAAAGCAAAAGAAAUGACUAAUUUAGAGGCUGAAAUAAAACUUAUGCAGGACAAAAGGCAAAACGAUAUGAAGACAAUUGAGAAGCUUCAGAACUCUCAAGAAAUCAUAAAACUGGAACUUGACAGGGAGAAGCAGAGAGUUCUAGCUAAAGCUCUGGCGCCCUCAGUGCAAGAAGGAAAGCUAGCAAAGAAGGGAAGGAAAGGACUGAAAGGGAAAGUAGUAAAAGCUGCUGCUGUCUUUGCUGCUGUUGCCACUGCCACCGCCACCAAAGAGGUCAGACAAGCUGCCGCAAAAGAAGCAGAAUUGUUGGAAGAUGAGAAAAAAGCUUUACAAGAAGAGAUAAAGAGGCUUAGAAAAUCUGAACGAGAUGCCAAGCUGCGCGUAAAAAGACUUGAACAGGAGUUGAGUAAAUCAAGUCGAUCUUGGGAAAUGAAGUUCGAAAUUCUAAAGAAAAGCCUACAUGCCAUUAAGGAUGAGAUGUUUCUUAGACAAUCAUUGCGUCAAUCAGCAAAAUUUAGACGCCCUUCGCUGGCUGAUAAGACAGCUUCUCCUCUGCACAUCCAGCACCCUACAGGCAAAUUGGCUUCAUUUUCGAGCACCUUGUAUAUGCAGUAUGCUCCUCUGCCCAAGAUAGGUUCUCAGCCAGAUUCAGGUUCAAAUGAAGACGAAGAAGGCAUGGAUACUGAGAAAAUGCCAGUUCUAAUUAAAAUCCCUAGCGCUUUUGAACCUGGUCUCUAUAUGUAG